GAUGUUUAUUUAUUUUCAUUUAUUUUCCUUAACGAUAAAAUAUAGGUUAUAAGUUAGAUUUGUAUGAUUCUUAAUAAAUUUCUGUAUAUUUAUGGAUUUUAGUGAAGACAUGACCAAAUACUGAGGGUCAACAGUUAUGGUAUCUCCUUCAAGUGCAGGAUGCCCCAAUUGAAGAUUCAGAUACAUUAAAACAUGGGUUAGGUAUCACCGAGAUAAAUAACUGGAGCGUGGCAUGGUGCUAUGUGGUAAACCAGUUGAAAGGACAAGGAAAACAUGUUCACACCUAAGAUACGGCCUCAAGUGCCACCGAAGCCUAAGAAGCGGCCUGAAGUGCCACCGAAGCCAAAGAUACGGCCUGAAGUGCCACCGAAACCUCAGAAGCGGUGUGCAGUGCCACCGGAGCUUAAGAUAUGGCCUGAAGUGCCACCGAAGCCUAAGAUACGGCCUGAAGUGCCACCGAAACCUCAGAAGCGGCAUGAAGUGCCACCGGAGCCUCAGAUAUGGUCUCAAGUGCCACCGGAGCCCAAGAUAUGGCCUGAAGUGCCACCGAAGCUUAAGAUACGGCCUCAAGUGCCACCGAAACCUCAGAAGCGGCAUGAAGUGACUCCGGAGCCUAAGAUAUGGCCUGAAUUGCCACCGGAGCCUCAGAUAUGGUCUGAAGUGCCAACGAAGCCUAAGAUACGGCCUCAAGUGCCACCGAAACAUCAGAAGCGGCAUGAAGUGACUCCGGAGCCUAAGAUAUGGCCUGAAUUGCCACCGGAGCCUCAGAUAUGGUCUGAAGUGCCAACGAAGCCUAAGAUACGGCCUCAAGUGCCACCGAAAACUCAGAAGCGGCAUGAAGUGAUUCCGGAGCCUAUGAUAUGGCCGGAAGUGCAACCAGAGCCUAAGAUACGGCCUCAAGUGUCACCGGAGCCUAAGAUAUGGCCUCAAGUGCCACUGAAGCCUAAGAUAUGGCCUGAAGUGCCUCUGGAACCUCAGAAGCGGCAUGAAGUGCGUCCGGAGCCUGUCAGGCAGGUUCGAGAUGAAGUCCAAGAACCGGAGAGUUGCACGUUCACAGUAGAAGUAAGUGGAUGCCAGUUGAAAGUGCUCGGCAUGCCCCACGAUGGUAACUCGCUGUUCACUGCACUCGCUCAUCAGUUUUAUGGAGCCUUACCAGGGCAGCGAAAAAUGAAAAUGGCUGCUAGAACUUUGCGCUCAGACGCGGUCCAUCAGCUCAAGAAAUAUAAGAGGAAAUACUGGGAUGAUAUAUCGAAAGACCUCGACAAUCACCUGACCAGGUACGGCGACGAGCCGGUGGACGAGGCCAUGAUGGGAGACUACCUCUGCGACCUGGAGCAGGACGGCUUCCCCGCCGGGGUCGCCGCCAUGCAGGCGCUGGCAGACUUCAGAAGCUUCCACAUCCGCUUCUACGCGGCGGACGCCGGCGAGGGGUACAUCUUCAGCGAGUGCCCGCACGAGAACUCCCGGACCAAGGUGCUGUACGUGCACAAGCUCUGGGACCAGGACCAGGACGGCGACGAGGAGUUCCAAUUCGACAGCGUGCUCGAGGUCACGCCCUUGGACUCCCGCUGCACACCGGUGGCGUAAAACUACUUUGGUGCUUCCUAGCGCUGCAGACAGGUGGUGGAAAACUACUUUGGUUCUUCCUAGCGCUGCAGACCGGCGGCGGAAAACUACUUUGGUGCUUCCUAGCGCUGCAGACCGGCGGUGGAAAACUACAUUGGUGCUUCCUAGCUUGUCUCGUUGUGCCUGGGAUAUACAUCCUGUAUAGCGAGAAAGAACGAACCCAACAAUUAUCAUGACUUUUUAUUAAAGUUUAAGACUUCUAAUGAAACGGCCAUCGUGAAUUGUAACUUUUUAAACAGGCAUAUAAUAUCAUGCAUAUAAAAUAUUCGAUGCUAUAUACAAUAUUAUGUGUAAUGUUUACGUAAAACUAUUGAUGCAUGAUGAUGAAAAUCAACAUAUCAACCGUCUGAAGAAGGGUGUACAUGGAUGGAAUGGGGCACACACUCAUAGCCGGCUGCCCGAACUGAGGGACAGACCUGCUGCUCCGAACAGCCUAUAGAAUGCGUGAGGUGAGAUGAUAUGGGGUAUGCAGCAGCAACUGAAUGCUUUCUUAAGAGGGGGGGAGGUUAAGUAGCAUAUGAAUGUAUUUCCGGACACAGGUUACAGACUGUAGUGUGUGGAGCUGACUGCCCUGACAGCACGGCCGGCAUUUCGGUGUCAAAUUUUCUCAAAUUUCUUCAAAAAUGACUAAAAAUUUCUCAAAAUUCCUAGAAAUUCCAUUCUCAGGAUUUUCAAGAUUAAUGGUGACAGGGGUCAAAAAGGAUAAGACACGAAAUGGGCCUUCAAACGUUGGACGUAACUUGCUGAAGACGAAAUCUACCGUCCUACUUAGAGUAACUUUAUGGCACACCACUAGAUCAUCCUUUUUGAUGUCUGAUUCUAUCCUGUCCUUAUUGUAUCUUUUGGCCAUCAACGUAUGCUCUUUCUCCAAAGCUAACUCAGUCUCGUUCCAUACCUCUUUCAACUAUUAACCGGCACUCUCGAAACAAUCCGGCGGGAUCCUCCACACACUUAGCAAGGGAUGAGGCAAUUCUCGUCCAAACAUGGCCACGCUUACCAGUCACCCCAUGAGCUACAGAGUUUAGUGCCACAUAAAGCUAAGGAAGCUCAGUAUCCCAUUCCCUUUGGUUGUUCUUGUGAAAUAUAGUCAAGGCCACCUUCACUGACUUGUUAACACGCUCUAUCAAGUUUGUAAAGGGGUAGUAUGGGCAGGUGUGCACCUGUUUGAUGCCCCAUUGGAAGAACAUAUUCUUCAUCGUUGUGGAAAUGAAAUAGGUGGCAUUAUCUGUAAUCAAUUAUUCGGGGCUACCGAAGAUUUUCCAAAUAUCGUUCUCUAGUUUUGAACUAACAGAGGUUGCCUUCAUGUCUCUUAGUGGCAGUAAAAUCACAUAGCGAGAGAAAGCAUCAACUCAAAACAAGAUGCAAUUCUGCCCCCGACUGGAACGAGGCAACGGCUCUAAGAUGUCAAUAAAUAUCCUCUCCCAAAUAAUUUGGGGUGUUUGCACGGAAUAUAUACCCACUUUGGUUUUCCUUGGCUGUUUGGAUACCUGGCACUCAUUAAACUUACGAAUAUACUCUUUCACAUCUACCUGCAUAUUUUCCCAGAAGAACUUCUGUCUGAUUUUACUCUCAGUCUUGGCUAUCCCCUUGUGCGCACCUACAGUGGAGUCGUAAUAGUAACGAAGCUAACACUUCCCUCACAGCCUUCGGCACCCAGACACUCUUCUUGCCUCUUUGAUUUACCUUAUGGAUAAUCCCCUUAUAAAGCUCAAAGACUUGGCAACCUCCUGAAAGAAUUUUGUUCCUAAGAACCUGGCCCUAGUCGUCUUCUUGUUGCCACCUCUCGAUGACGAUGAAGGAUUCCGAGAUAGUGUGUAUUGCCAUGCACACUUCUCCUGGACUUGCUUACUCUACCCUCUCUACUUCGAACUCUCCAUGUUCCAUACAUCCUCGAGAGGGCAUCGGACACCCCAUUGUCACUUCCCUUGACAUGCGAGACGUUUAAUCUAAACCAGGAAAGACGCAUGAUCCACCGACCAACCUUCCCUAGCUGUUUCGGGUGAGAGAACAGCCAGGUACAGGCAUAAUUAUCCGUGAGCAGAUUGAACUCUGCAUGUUCCAGGUAAUUAGCAAAAUACUCCAUCCCAAAAAUUUAGGCUAAUGCCUCCUUCUCAUAAGUGUUAUAUGUUUGUUCGCAGUGGGUAAGGGUUCAACUAGCAUGGGCUAUCGGCUUCAUGUUACCUUCCUCUCCCUGCAGAAGCACCGCUCCUAAAGCCACACUAGUGGCAUCAUCUUGCAGCGUGAAGAUCUUCUCCAAAUCAGGCAAACAAUGCACAGGAGGGUUGAGAUAGCAUACUUGAGGUCUUCGAAUGAGUUUUUUUUUGUACACUUCCCCAUUCGAAUUCCACCUCUUUCUUCAUCAGCCUGUUCAGCGAUGCACAUCGCUCAGCAUAAUUGCGGAUGAACUCAGGAAAAUGCUAUAGUUCACAACAAUCUCGUUCCUUCGUCUCUUAGUCAUGUCUCUCGUUCGACAUGACAAAAGAAUACCGCGUCGGGUGCAAACCUGACAAAAAAUUUCUCGAUAAUACCAGACUCGGAAAACGAAAGUCCCUACUCCACACUCAAAGUUAGAAUAGGCACGCUGCGAGUGCCAACCUGGCAGAGACCUCCCACAGGGACACUAGGAACCAAGUCACGCGGCAAGUACAUCAUUGCACCGCCAGAAUGCGUGCAGGUUCACUUAUCCGCGUGCGGACGGAGAAAACCGAUACACCAACAAAUGUGGCACUCUAAAGGAGUGUCACAUGAUAACUAAACUCCAUUGUUACUGUAUCUUGUAGGGGUCUUUGUGUGUAUUGAGAUCUACAUGUCUUGAUAUAAUUAAUUAUUUUAAUAAAAUGGUAUAGUUAU
Messenger RNA from Bacillus rossius redtenbacheri, 4476 nucleotides. Its product is annotated as snake venom metalloprotease inhibitor 02A10-like. Lineage: Eukaryota; Metazoa; Arthropoda; Insecta; Phasmatodea; Bacillidae. The record is from RefSeq and is a predicted model, not a curated record. The coding region runs from base 274 to 1587 and encodes 437 amino acids. The transcript is spliced from 3 exons.